CGAAUGUUCAUCAGUCGCUCACCAUACUUGCCGAUGGAUAGCUAGACCGCUGACAGUAACGCUAGAUGACGAAAACCAUUUUUGCAAAAAAGCAUAAAAAACCCGCAGCUAAAAACGUCACAGUGUGAUUUUUAUUUUAAACGCGUACGAUAGCCGACAGAAAGCUUUUUCUACCUAACGACCUUACGUUGUGCGGCGGGUAGUGCUUCCCAUAUGCCUUGUACGCGAAGUUGCCUGAAGACGGCGCAGUGGUAGAGGCUAACGGUUAAAGCCGAAGCAUAUGACAUACCAACAAGUACGACGCAAAACAGCUGAAGCGCUCACAGACACUGCGGCGUUAGCAAAUUCUUUCCUAAUUGUGUACAACCGUGUAUUACUACCCUGCUGUAUGUGUGUGUGCGUAUGUGUGCACGCUGGCUUGCCAUGCAAUCAUGUUGACACUAAUGACCGCGACGGGUGUACCUGUUGGAGAAAUGUUUUUCUAUCUACCAGUUGAUAUCUAAUGUACAUUUUUUACUAAAGUGAGACCGUACACACAAACACACACAUACACACGAAAUCAGAGUGAUUUCUGUGAGCAAACGUUCUAUGAUUUUUAUGUAUUUGUAUAUGUGUGACAGUUGCUUUAUAAAUCCACACUUUGUGGCGUCAUCUAUUCGACUGUGGCAUGCAACACAGGUCAUUAACGCAUAUCUAAGUGUAAAAAAUCAGACGUCGGGAAGGCGGAAAGGCGGGUGUUGCGCGUGACACGAAGUGGCAAAUAAUAAUGAGAAAAUCAUAUCAAAUAAAUUGAAAGAAGUGUAUGCAGAGGACAGUGAUUUUCCCACAAAUGCAAAUUACGAUAAACAAAAUAUAAUAAAAUAUGAAUAUAUGCAACACACGUGCAACAUUUCGAACACCCAAUGAAGCCCAUAUAAAUCGAAAGUCUAAUUCCAAAAUAGUUUGUGAAAAAGUGUCUUCCAACGCCUACAACUAGACUAUAACUAAGUAGCAACGACGGUUUCAAAAUAAACAAGUUAGUUCGCAUGCAAAUUACAGUUAACAACAACAAACAAUAAUAACGCAGUACAUAUUACAAAAUAUUGCCGUUUAUUAUGCAUACAUAUGCGCAUGCAUACAAAUGUGUGAAGCGUUCAUACAAUCGGUUUGUCAAUUAUUUAGUCAGCUAGACGCGACGUCAAAAUAUAAGCGAAAAGUAUGACAAGCGAAACGUCAAUUAAUGUCAUGCAGCGGCAUCUGCUGACAAUCGAAAAGCUACGCAAUCGUGUACGUCAAAUGUUGAAAUGUGUAAUAAAUUUGCAUAUUGAAUUUUUGGUUCUGGAAUCGAAUGUCAACACAAUGAUGGACGAAGUGAAGAGCUUCAAUGAGGAGCUGCUCGAAGUGCAGCGCUUAGAUGCGCUCAUCAGCGCCUUACGCGAUUACAGCGGGCCUACAAUAUGUCACGAGUGGCCAUAUCCACUCAUAUUCAAAGGCACCAUCGACGAUGCAGAUGUCGCACAAAUUCUCAAUGGCAGGAAGAAAGUGGACAAAAGUAACAAUAACAAUAUAAAUAAACGGAAUAUUAAUUGCGAAGUGAGAUGCAAAUCUGCGAUGAAUUCUUCAACGAAUCAUCAGCUUAGUGAUGAAGUAACUUAGCAUUUAAUUAUGAGUGUAAUUUUAUGGUUUUUACGACUCAGGCUCUGACCACUAAGAGACAAACUGAAUGUAUAAAAGUAUUGAGACAUAUAAAUGUAUAUCGUAUCACUAAUGAAUAUAAAAUAUAUAUAGAUAUAUAGAUAUACAUAUAUAGUAUGUACAAGCAUAAAGAGUUAUUAGUACAACCUUCUUUAAGGUAUCAUAUCAUGUCAAACAUAUGUUUGUAAAACGAAAGAAUUCAAUACUUUGAGUAGAGUAGUCUGUAUAUACCUACAUAUGUAUUUUAAGAUUAGCGAUAUCUACAUUGUAUCGUUAAGAAUGUUAAUGUAGUUGUGCCACUGAAUGAAAAUCUACGUAAUCAGAUUAUUUUACUAGUAAAUAUAGACUAUGCGAAUUUCGUGACGUCAA
Molecule: messenger RNA, 2043 nt
Organism: Bactrocera neohumeralis
Lineage: Eukaryota; Metazoa; Arthropoda; Insecta; Diptera; Tephritidae
Exons: 2
Coding region: 1198-1635 (145 amino acids)
Source: RefSeq, a predicted model, not a curated record